AUGACGCGCGCGACUAUUUUAAGCGCGACGGACGACGACGACGGCGGCGCGACGGCGAGCGCGACGGCGACGACGCGCGACGACGACGACGACGACGACCGCGUCUCGGACGCCGACGACCGCGCGUCGAGGGCGACGGAGGAGGCGCGCGAAGACGACGACGACGAAGACGCGAAUCGGCUCGGACGCGCGCGCGAGGACGACGAAGGGGCGUCGAGCGUCGUCGACGCGAACGAUGACGCGCGCGCGCGCGCGCUCGCGGACGCGCUGAGCGCUGAGCGCGCGACGCGUCAGGGCUUAGAGGCGGCGAUGGAGUCGCGAGAGGUGGCGCACGCGACCGAGCGCGAGACGCUCGAGGCGAGGGCGAGAGACGCCGAGGCGGGACGCGUCGCGGCGGAGGCGGAGGCGAGCCAUUUGCGCGGUGAAAUAGCGCGCGGCGAGACGGUGAUCCGACAGGAAGAGAGCGUCAUACGUCUUCGUCUCGAAGCCGAGCACGAAGUGCGCGUGGGCCGGUUGGCGACGGAGUUGGAUCGCGUGCGCGGCGAACUCGAGGCGCGUUCGAGCGAAUUGCGCGACGCGAGAGCAAACGACGCCAAGACGUUCGACGCGCUCAAUCGCGUUCGAGAAGAGCUCUUGGGUCGACUUAAGAGCGAGACUCAGAAAUUGUUAGGGACGAUAGAUUGCGUCUGUGACGCCAUGGAUUCGGCGUCAAAGAGUUUACACCGCGACGGCGUCGCGGCGACGCCUCGCAUUUCGCAAAGCGUACCGUCUAGGCGCGAGCGAACGCUCGUCGUCGACACGAAACAAUCGCGAGGCCACGGUGCCGUGGGUACGCCUGAACCAGGUACGCCGAUGUCGUCGCAGUCGCGUCAUCGAGCAGUCGCGUCGUCCUCGGUGGCGCAACAAAACGCGCAGCGACGACUGCACCUCUCGGCGCAGUCGGAUAGACUUCGGAAGCCGAUUGCGUCGCAAAAGGGGCUCGUUGGGUACGCAAACAUAUAUCAGCACUGA
Molecule: messenger RNA, 1011 nt
Organism: Ostreococcus lucimarinus CCE9901
Lineage: Eukaryota; Viridiplantae; Chlorophyta; Mamiellophyceae; Mamiellales; Bathycoccaceae
Exons: 1
Coding region: 1-1011 (336 amino acids)
Source: RefSeq, a predicted model, not a curated record